Molecule: messenger RNA, 6746 nt
Organism: Mustela lutreola (European mink)
Lineage: Eukaryota; Metazoa; Chordata; Mammalia; Carnivora; Mustelidae
Gene: PPM1H
Product: protein phosphatase, Mg2+/Mn2+ dependent 1H
Exons: 11
Coding region: 522-2222 (566 amino acids)
Biological process (GO): protein dephosphorylation
Molecular function (GO): protein serine/threonine phosphatase activity
Source: RefSeq, a predicted model, not a curated record
CGGUUCCCCCUCCCCCAGGAGGUCACGAUCCCGGUGCGAGCGGCGCUCGGGCCGGCAGGGGAGGGGCUGAGCUCCGGCCACCGCAGCUGCUCGAGCCCUUGCAGCCUGAUUAUCACAUGACUCGACGGCGGCGGUAGCGGUGGCAGCAGCCGCGCCGGCUCUGCUGGCUCGCCGGGUGGGCUCAGUUCCGCUCACGCAGGAGCCGAGCGCAGAGGGCGGGGAAGGGACCUGCUGCGGUUGCCCAGCCGCUCCCGGAGCGCACGGAGUCUCUCCGGGCCCGGCCGGCCCGCUCCAUGCCGCUCCGUUGCGGAAGUGUAGCCGGGGGAGGCGGCGGCGGCGGCACGGAGCGCGGGAGGCCGGGGCCCGGCCCCCUGCAGCACUAAGCUCCGGGAGCCGCGCGGCGCGCCCCAGCGGCCCGGCUGCCUGUGCGCCCGCUGCAGCCUGCAUGCCCCGCGCUGCGCCUCGUCGGGCCCCUGCCGCCGCCUCCUGCUCGCACCGCAGCUGCAGGACGCUGGAGUAAUAUGCUCACUCGGGUGAAAUCUGCCGUGGCCAAUUUCAUGGGCGGCAUCAUGGCUGGCAGCUCAGGCUCCGAGCACAGCGGCGGCGGCUGUGGAGGCUCGGACCUGCCCCUGCGCUUCCCCUAUGGGCGGCCGGAGUUCCUGGGGCUGUCUCAGGACGAGGUGGAGUGCAGCGCCGACCACAUCGCCCGCCCCAUCCUCAUCCUCAAGGAGACCCGGCGGCUGCCCUGGGCCACUGGCUACGCAGAGGUUAUCAAUGCCGGGAAGAGCACACAUAAUGAAGACCAAGCCAGCUGUGAGGUCCUCACUGUGAAGAAGAAAGCAGGGGCCAUUACCUCAACCCCGAACAGGAACUCGGCUAAGAGACGGUCCUCCCUUCCCAAUGGGGAGGGGCUGCAACUGAAGGAGAACUCGGAAUCAGAAGGCGUUUCCUGCCACUACUGGUCGCUGUUUGACGGUCACGCAGGGUCUGGGGCCGCGGUGGUGGCCUCCCGCCUGCUGCAGCACCAUGUCACGGAGCAGCUGCAGGACAUCGUGGAGAUUCUCAAGAACUCUGCUGUCCUGCCGCCCACCUGCCUGGGCGAGGAGCCAGAGAACACGCCCGCGCACAGCCGGACUCUGACCCGCGCGGCCUCGCUCCGCGGAGGCGUGGGGGUGCCCGGCUCCCCCAGCACCCCGCCCACGCGUUUCUUCACGGAGAAGAAGAUCCCGCAUGAGUGCCUGGUCAUCGGGGCUCUGGAAAGCGCGUUUAAGGAAAUGGACCUUCAGAUAGAACGAGAGAGGAGCUCAUAUAAUAUAUCUGGGGGCUGCACAGCGCUCAUCGUGGUUUGCCUUUUGGGAAAGCUAUAUGUGGCAAACGCUGGCGACAGCAGGGCCAUAAUCAUCAGAAAUGGAGAAAUCAUCCCCAUGUCUUCAGAAUUUACCCCCGAGACUGAGCGCCAGCGACUUCAGUACCUGGCAUUCAUGCAGCCUCACUUGCUGGGAAAUGAGUUCACACAUUUGGAGUUUCCAAGGAGAGUACAGAGAAAGGAGCUUGGAAAGAAGAUGCUCUACAGGGACUUUAAUAUGACAGGCUGGAAACACAUGGAUACUCUUAUGGUGAAGAGGGAGAGUGGGUUGCCCUGUGCAGGGCCUCCUCAAGGAGCAGGAAGCAGCCUCCAUUUACUGCUCUGUGGCUUUGGGUUUGAUUCCUUUGGAAAUACAGAUGGCUGGCAGGAAAAAGGAAGCAUGAGGGCAUACAAAACCAUUGAGGAUGAUGACUUGAAGUUUCCCCUUAUAUAUGGAGAAGGCAAGAAGGCCCGAGUAAUGGCAACCAUUGGAGUAACCAGGGGACUUGGGGACCAUGACCUGAAGGUGCAUGACUCCAACAUCUACAUAAAACCAUUCCUGUCUUCAGCUCCAGAGGUAAGAGUCUACGAUCUCUCCAGAUAUGAGCAUGGAGCAGAUGAUGUGCUGAUCUUGGCCACUGACGGACUCUGGGAUGUUUUAUCAAAUGAAGAAGUGGCAGAAGCCGUCACUCAGUUUCUUCCUAACUGUGACCCAGAUGACCCUCACAGGUACACACUGGCAGCUCAAGACCUGGUGAUGCGUGCCCGCGGUGUCCUGAAGGACAGAGGAUGGCGAAUAUCUAAUGACCGACUGGGCUCAGGAGACGACAUUUCUGUAUAUGUCAUUCCUUUAAUACAUGGGAACAAACUUUCCUGAAAAUGGCCCAGGGCAUUGGGAGCACAGCAGGAGAGAAAGCUGGGAUACCUCCAGCAGGGUGGGACUGGGAAGUGCCGCAGCAGAGCUCCAGGGGAUACAGCUCUUCCCAUCCCAGGUUGGGGGUUUGCUGCCAAAAGUCCUCUGGCUGUACUUCUGGGGGACCCUUAGUUUUCAGUUUCCUCUUCAGUAACAGGUCUGGAUACUCAACAGAGCAAAACACAAAGGCUGCUACUGAGUGUUGUGUUUCUUUUGGUUCCUUUAAUAGGCCUCCUAGGUAGCCCCUGCCUAUUUGGGGUACACAUGUCGUAUUUAUUUGGAGUAGCUGGGCAGCCAUUUUCAGGUGUAACUGGCAGAAGACUCUUCAGCCGGUCAAGCUGCCAGCUUCUCUACGGGUUAAACGUACUGCAUUGGAAAGUUGGGGAUCAUGCCUCAGAAAGUGUAAGCACCCACCUUCUAGUAAGCCUGAGACUGAUAUCAGGGAACACCAUCUGUGUGUGUGUGUCUUUCUUUUUUUCAUGGCUAUGGUGGGGGUGAAGCAGGGAUUUUUUUUUUCUUUUUGAUAUUCCUUGAAUCUUAAUUGUUUCCCUUCCAUAAAACAGGCCUGGGACUUUCCAGUUCCCUACUGAGGAAUUUGUGUGUCAAAGUCCAGCCCAGGCUGUCCUCAUACCCAGUAGCCCACACCACCCAGGCAGCCUUCUGGAGCAGUGCCCAGGCCGACAGAGUCCUGUCUUUGUUGUGUAACAGUUUGUUCCUUAGUUGCAUUUUUCUGACCAAAUCAGUGUGUUUUCAUGAAAAUAUGGGUGUUUCUUUGGACCAAUAGUUCCUCUGUUGUUUUGAAGGAUCUCUCCCUUUUUGUGGCUUGAGAUUUCUCUGAGAAUCUAGGUUAUCAUUUCUGGACUAGUUGGCCCUCCCCACCUGCUGUGCCAUGGGGACACAUGUAAAGCAGUGUUUAAAAGAUCAGAACAGGAAGUUCCAUAUAUCAGUCAGGUCACCACACCUCAUGUGAAGACCAUCCCUCCAUUUUGGAUCCAGGUUCCAUGGGCUGUGACUGUGCCCAAGGCCACUCCACGUCAGUAAGUGUCCGUGUUCUGUUAAGGAGCAGCAGUCCUGUUCUCCCCCUCGUCUUUGGGCAAGGCCCACUCUGAAUAGCCACUUGAGAAAAGUGAAUUAGAAUUGGGUUGACUGGUCAUUCUGAUGCUGUGCGCCCCCCGUUCCUUCCCCUUGGACUCCCGUCCCAGCCACCCAACACCUAAAGCCCCACUUCCCACCACUGCUCCACUUCUGAGUGUUCCUCACAAGAGCUGCAGAAGCAGUGGACACCAAGUCUGCCUGCUGCUUCUCUCCCACAAGGAAUCAGAAAAUAGAAUUUUUGGAAAUUACUUCUCUUAAGGAGACUACUGCUCUGCACUGGAGGACCCUGUAGAGUGAUGUCCAGUUACUGAGGCUGCUUCCUGAACACCCCCUGUGGCUUCAUUGCCAUCUUGACAGUUUUGUGUAAUUUAAAUGUUCUUCCCACCCAAUGAAGAAAAAUGUCAUUGAUGUGAUUCCCAAAACUGCUGGAGAGCCAAUCCCAGCUUCCAUGUUUGUUGAGUCCCUUCCCCAGAGAAGAGGAAAGGAACCUUUCCUCCAGGAUAGUUCAUCACCUUCCUGGAGUUGUAGAUAUUUUAUUAGGAAAGGUCUGCCUGGAGCCUCUCUACUCAGGAAUGAAUUCAUUCCACAGUGUGGAAAUGAUGCCCGGUCUGGUAGGUAAGGUACCAUGCGAAUUUACCAAGUAGCUGUUUGCCAAAAUGUUGCCUGGGAAGAAUUGGACUACUGCCUUGUCAGGGGUCAUCUUCAUCUGACAGCUUCCCUUCUCCUCCAGGAGAUCUAAGCAACCCCAGAAGGCUCUGUGGGGACAAGUCCAUGGUAAACCAUUUGCUUCUCUGGCAGAAUAAGAUGCUGUGGGACAACACGCAGGCAUCUCCCAGCAGUGUGGUCCCCCUUCUGUUCCUGCCCUGACUCAAAGUCACAUGCAAAUGGAAACCAAGGAAGUUUUUUGUGGAGGACUCUGACCUCCCUUCUUUGGGAACCUGUCCUCAUCAGCAGUCACCUCUUCCUCAUGUUCCCAUUGCCUUUUUGUUUUCUCUCCCAGGCUUCUGUAUUGGUCCUGCCUUGAGCUUUUCUACUUUUAUUUGAGCCGCUGGAGUCUGACUUUGGGUGUAGAUGUCAUGAGAGUCUUCUACUCAAUUCACCAAUUCAUGUACUGCCAAGAAAUGUCUCAGGAAAAAUUCUGGAACCCCCUUUUCCAAUUUAUCCUAAAGUCUUGAGCAUUUUGUUCUGCUGGUUUUAGUUAGAAAGGUAUCCAGGAAUUCUUUUCAUAAGCCUCCUUGGUGGAAAGAUCUUAGUAAAAAGCUGAAGCCCUAUUUCUGUUUGGAGGAUGAGAGGAAAAUUACAAAUGAGAUGGAUAAAUCAUAUGUGGAAAAAGUGAUUUGUUAAUACCCAUAGCAGAUCUACCCAACACUGAUAUUGCUCUGUGAAUUGAGCUCAUUCUGUUUGGCUUUAUUUUUCACCCAGGCCCUGUGCCUUCCCAUUCCGGAGCAGUAACUGUCUACAUAACAGGGUUGGCCCUAGGAGCAUUCCUGGAGAGGUCAAGAGGCAAGGCAACACAUUCAAAAUUCUGAAGAACAUAUUUAUAUGUGGUUCGGAAGUCUUGUGUGUCUGACUUAUAGCCAAAUCUCCUUGUCCUAAUGGCCUCAGAGGAAGUCUUGUUUAAUAAAAAGCUUUCAAUUUCCUAGUCCAGUCUUUAUGGUUGUCUUGGGGCGUGUGUGGCCACUUUCUCUAAUGAAAGGUUCUUUCAGUUCUAAAUCUCUUUGUUGGGCUGGACCCUGCUCUUCACAAUACCUGGGGACCGUCUUUUUCUUAAAGAGGGCAAACGCACACUCUGUCCACACCCUGCAGCAUUUUGCCAGGUGACAACCAAACCUUUGUUCUCAUGACCCCUGCAGUGAGAGCGCGCCAGUUGGCAGGAAUGGAGGGUCUGUUCUCUGGUGGUUCUUACCUAACUGCCAUUCCUGGUGUGGGAAGGGAGAGGUGAAAAUCAGGCUAGGCCAAGUCCUCGGCUGUGGACUAGGAUAAAACUACAAAAAAGUGGCAACUUCAGUCCCUUUCUGCAACUUGGGGGAAUUUAGGGUGCUUGAUCUUUUCAUUCCUAGCAUCUUACCUUUGUGGGGCUGUGCAAAGUCAGCUGGGCUCACCUUUUUCUUACUCCCAAGUAUUCAUUCACUUUUCAACAACAACUACAGCUGUAGGUGGGUAUUGGCGGGCAGGGCGGAGAGUCUCGGGACCAGAUCAGGCCUCAGAUCUUGGCCAUUCGGGCAGGAUUUUUGGUUUACCAAGAGCACUAGCAUGGAAAUGUGGAAAAAGACUCCCACAUCUUUAGAAUUCUGCUUCCUCUCUAGACUGCACAUCCUUCCUUGUCUGCCAGUCCAUUUUUUUUUUUCCAACAUGGCCAAGAGUGGUUUUCCACCACAAUUUUCAGCUCUGACCUUUCCUUAAGUGGCCCAGCAGCACCACUGUUCUCAGAGGGAAUGUGUUAAACUUUUAUGAGAUUCUAUUUUCAGCAAAUUACCGCUUCUGGGACACUUGGAGAAAGCAGUGAAGAGUCAUUGUCUAUGCAGAGAACAAUCAGGCUGACCCUAAAAUUUAUCAGAUCUAAGAAAAGAGGAAAACAGUAUCUGGCCCCAGGACAGGAUCUUCUAUGAGAAACUUGGGAGUCGUGAGGACUGUCCAUUUGCAGCGAAGCAUAAAAGUCUGCACACCGUGCACGGUCCACCGUGCGGAGCUGGCUCUGGGUGGGUGCGGCCGACGAGUACACUGGGAUUCUUCAGAGGACACCAGCGAGCAGCCCUCUGGCCUCUUAGGCACCCAUCGUGGCAGCUCCUUGUCUGAGCUGGUUGCGGGUCUGGGCACGACUGCUCUUUCUAGUCCAUGAUGUUACAUGUAAAUAGCUUUCAUCUUUCCUCCGCGUCUUAGAUGAAGUCUUGUUCACUAGCAACCAGGUAGACAGUGACCAAAUGAGGCUAUAAACAUGGUGUUUUCUACUGCGACGUACUUGAAGGAGAACCUUGUGCCCCCUCCCCCCAAUCUUCCAUAGUAUUUUGUGUUGGGAAAUCCUGAGGUUAUUCUCUUGUUUCUGUUCACUUCCAUUUUCUCUGUUUCUUCUGGAGACCCAGGGAGGCCCACAGUGGAGAUCAUUCGUAAGGAAUGCAUCACGGUCUGGGUUUCCAAAAGUACCAGAUAUACAGGGAAUGACAAGAAUCUGCCUGAAAAUGGUAUCAGGACCAUGUACCUUUAUGCUUUGUGAUUGUGAAACCUUGACUUUUGUAACCCCCCAAAAUGAAAACUGUUUAGUAAAGGGGAUCUAUUUUGUGUGUUUCGAAAUUUAGGUGCGAUGUUCCCUGGAAAAAGCUAAAGAAAUGUAUAUGCUCAGUGACAUUUUAAAAUAAAAUAUUAUAUAUAUAUGUAUAUAGGACACCUUUAGAAAAA